Molecule: messenger RNA, 2219 nt
Organism: Malaclemys terrapin pileata
Lineage: Eukaryota; Metazoa; Chordata; Testudines; Emydidae
Product: dynein axonemal heavy chain 11-like
Exons: 11
Coding region: 72-2219 (715 amino acids)
Source: RefSeq, a predicted model, not a curated record
UAAUUUGGUCUUUACUGAAAAUUUUUGUUUGUUUGUUAUGAUUCUAGCUUCAGUCUCCUGUUGUUCAAAAAAUGGUUAAGAUUUUAAAAGCCAAAGAGAGCAGCUAUUAUCCUACUUCUCAGAACAUUUUGAAGGACGUAGAAGAUGCACUUAUGGAAGCCCAAGAUAUUGAACUGUACCUGAGACCACUGAGAAGACCCAUUCAGUUUCUUCAGGAGACAGAAUUCCCCAAGAUCCAUGCUUUAAUUCCCCCUUUGUUUCACACCAUCUGCCUGAUCUGGAGUCACUCCCAGUUUUACAGUGUGCCGGCACGAAUAAUAGUUCUACUGCAAGAGUUCUGCAAUCUGUUCAUUGACCAGGCUAGAUCAUACCUCUCACCAGAAGAUCUUUUGAAAGGAGAAAUUGAAGAAACAUUGGAACAUGUGCAAAUAGCUGUAAAUACCUUAAGGAGCUUUAAGAAUUUCUUCUUUAGCCACAGAGAAAAGUUGGCAAGUUAUUUCACCAAUGGCAAGGAAUUUAAACCGUGGGAUUUCCAAUCUAAUAUGGUGUUUGCCAGAUUUGACCUAUUUCUCAACCGCUUAGUGAAAAUUGAGGAUAUCUUUGUUAUCAUGUUGGAAUUUCAAAAGCUGGAAAAGCUGGAGUUCGGUGGAGUCAAGGGGAAAACUUUGAGUGAACAAAUCUACAGGAUGAAUGAAGAAUUUAUAGAAAGCUGUAAAGUUUUUAAGGAGAAAACAUACGAUCCUUCAGAUUACAAUAAUGUGGAAUUUGAAGAUGACUAUGUUGAGUUUAAAGCCAAAAUCCUGGAUUUUGACAGACGUCUUGGGUCAAUCCUUUGUGUAGGAUUUCUUGACUGUUCUGGUUUAGAAUCAGCAUUCAAGCUUUUAGCCAUCUUUGGCUAUUUUCUAGAGAAACCUGUUAUCAUGGAGAUUUUUAGCCCAAAUUACAACAUCUUACUGCAAAUGUUUGAUGAAGAGCUGGAUAAUUGCAAACACUUGUAUGAUGAGCACAUUAGGCAGAUGGAAGAGGGGAAUGAAAUAAUAAACAAAAAUAUGCCAUUUACUUCAGGAAACCUUAAAUGGUCCAAAGCACUUCAAGAACGAAUACAGACAUUCUGGUCAAACUUCUUGUAUCUGUCUCACCGAAUCCUGGAAGGUCCUGAAACUGCUUUAGUUUAUCAGAAAUACAUAGAGAUGUUGACUUUAAUUGACCAAUUUGAAGAGCAGAUCUAUUGUGAAUGGAAAUCUCAGGUGGAUGAAGUUUGUCAAUUUAAUUUAGAUCAACCACUGAUUAAACGCAAUCCUGAAAAUGGUCUCCUAAGUGUGAAUUUUGACUCUAAGCUAGUGGCUUUGUUGAGAGAGGUGACGUAUCUCCUGAUGUUGAAUCGAUCUGAUAUUCCAGAUUCUGCAUUAGCAAUAUAUGAGAAAAGGAACAUUUUUACUAAGUAUAUUGGAAAUCUUGAACUCAUUGUUCAGUGGUACAAUAAACUUAAACAGACUGUUCUGGAGGUUGAAUAUCCUCUGAUUGAAACUGAGCUGAGAGCCAUUGAUGGUCAGUUAAGAGAAGCAGAAGAAGUGUUCACAUGGCAGAAAGAGAAUUGCUGGAAAUAUAUUGAACAUGUGAAAGCUACAGUGUAUGACUUGGAGCAGAGAGUUCAACAGUCAAAGGAGAAUAUUAAAACAAUUCAGCAGAUUAUGAAUGCAUGGGCAGAACACACACUCUUUUCCAGGAAAGAUAAUAGGAAAGAUGCUUUGUUAAGUCUGGAGGAUAAAGAAGAUAGACUUGCUAAGAAAUACAAGUUUCUAAAAGAGGAUGGCUACAAGAUUCAUCAGCUUGCUGAGGAAAACUUAAAGCUCUUCAAAGCAGAUUCCUCCUCAGACUCUUGGAAGAUUUAUAUAGAGUACAUUGAUGACUUUAUAGUUGAUGGGUUCUUUAACACAAUAAUGCACAAUUUAGACUUCUUCUUGGAGAACACAGAGAAGGGUUUGAAGCCUGCUCCAUUUUUUCAGGCACAAAUGAUCCUUAGUGCCCCGGAGAUCGAAUUUAAACCUUCACUUGAUAAAGAGGCUGGCGAUGGCUUUUAUGACCUAGUAGAAGAACUUUUGAGCAAUGUUUUCAAAAUGUCUGCCCAGGUGAAAAGAGUAGCAGCACACUUGGAAGUAGAAAAUUACCAGGUAUUUUGUACUUUCUUCAUAUACAUGGGAGUAAUGGAUCUAAUUUAA